AUGGUCGAAGGACAUCUUGAUGGCAAGAGUAUGGCUAAACCCCCACGCCUGUUCUGCGACGAUGCAUGGCUUGUAAAGUUGAAGCGAACUGAUACGGCCUUGCAUCCUGAAAAAAAGGGCAGUUUGAAGGUGGAAGACAAGAAUGGCGAGCUUAAAGAAGUAGCUAUUGAAGAUGUCAGAGACUAUCGAACUGCACUGUGGGAUCUUGAUUCCGAGACAGGCCUCAGGUGGACGAGAGACAACAAAAGACCUUACUACUGGUCGGAUGAUCUGUAUGUGUACAUCUUGAAUGACCUAUACAACGGGAUAGCCUACCGUAUUGCACCUCGCCAGCUCGGACUCUCGCAAAGACUCAGGAUUAGACCGUUUCGAGCACGAGCACGAGCACGCCGUGUCCUAGUGCCUUCGAAACCACCACUAAAACUGAUCAUUUGGGAUCCAGAGCACUCACGACACAUCUAG
Messenger RNA from Penicillium diatomitis, 462 nucleotides. RefSeq lists its product as uncharacterized. NCBI's taxonomy places the organism in Eukaryota, Fungi, Ascomycota, Eurotiomycetes, Eurotiales, Aspergillaceae. The coding region runs from base 1 to 462 and encodes 153 amino acids. The record is from RefSeq and is a predicted model, not a curated record. The transcript has a single exon.